Molecule: messenger RNA, 154 nt
Organism: Prorocentrum cordatum
Lineage: Eukaryota; Dinophyceae; Prorocentrales; Prorocentraceae
Source: the annotation of a GenBank genome assembly
CGGUCCACGUCGGCGUCACGACGAAGAAGCCGAAGAAGCUCCUCGAGCGCCCCCCCCUGAAGCCAGGCGAGGACGAGGCCGAGCGGGAGGAGGCCCUGACGAUGGUGGGGCAGAGGCAGUUGCUCCGCAUCGGCGCCCCGAUCGACAUGCUGAG